GUUGUCCGUAGUUGUCAAUUCAAUAUUUAAUUGCGCUUCGUACGCCUUGAAGCGUUUUAUAUAAAUAAAAUAAAUAGUUUAUAGUUUUUAAUAAUUUUAUCAUUAUGGAUGUCUUUUUAAUGAUUAGGCGAAAAAAAUUGACCAUCUUCACAGAUGCGAAGGAUACUACGACUGUUUUAGAAUUGAAGAAAAUGAUAGAAGGUAUCCUGAAAGUACCACCCCCAAGUCAGAUGCUUUUCAACAAGGACAGUCAGCUAAUGGAAGAUGAAAAGACCCUCGCAGAAUAUGGACUAACUUCGGCCACAGCUAAAGCUCAGUGCCCUGCUCCGAUUGGAUUGGCUUUAAGAAAAGAAAAUGGUGAAUUUGAGACAAUGGAACUGACACCCUACUCUACACCACCUGAUCUACCUGAUGUAAUGAAAUCUCAGGAGACCAACGGACAGGAACAGAUGGAUCAGCACUAAGCGACACGGCGAAUACUCCAAACAACAGAUACAAAUACCAACUGAGUAUCGAAUCGAUUUCUUAGUUCAUAAUUUUGAACAAGUUCGUCCACACCGCCGGACGAUACAUAACGAUUUUUGCAUACGAAAAUAUUUUGUUAACAGUUUAUCGAUAAUUUGUUCUCAAUUUAACAAGUUAAUCCGGGUCUCGGCUGGUUAUAAAUAGUGAAAAUUUAUUUAUAGCCUGUUCCAAUCGACGAAGGAGUAAAGAUAAACAAAAAUUCAAAUUUACAUAUCCAUGCGAUUUGCCAAUAGCUCUGCUAUAUGUCAAAUGCACUACAAAGAGUUAUUAAUUUAUAUAUCUUUGUUUAUUAUAUAGUACUAUUGUAAUUAAUUUAAACUUCGCCGACAUUAAAAACCCCCUUUUUCGCGAAUCCAUAGUGAAUAUCAUAGACUAUUCAAGAUCUCGACCAAUGAUAUCGCGUCAAUUCAAUGAAAAAGUUGCUUAUUUGUCUUUGCUCCUGUUAUUGGAAUAGACUAUAGGAGGGGUUACAACUCUCUACUAACACUCGUUUGUAUUUUGUGAUCUACGUAAUUAAUGUCCCUCCAUAAUAUACGGACGUUAGUUUUUUUUUUUUUUAUUAAUUUGUUAGUAUUUUGUGACGCUUCAUUCAUAUAGUUUGUAAUAUUCAAUGAAACAGGUAAUUUUAUUUCAUAAGUCCCGGUACGCUAAGACGGUGAGCGGCGUCAUUGUGGUAAUCUCUUUACAAUUGAGUAUGAGAAUAUGAUUCGUUAAAAUGAGACAGACAAGGACGGAAUAUCUAUUAGAGUAAAUAAAAGUGCUAUUAUUGAAAGUAAGAAACGUGCAAUCGUUUUGUAGGUGCAAUAAUUUCCACCUUAGUGCCGCUGAUGUCUCAUCGUUACCGGGCGGUUAUCGUGAUAAUUGUAUUUAUUGCAACAGUAUGUUGCGUCGUCUGUAUAUUGUAGGAAUACUGUCUCUAUUCGACCUUAUAUAUCAAUGGACUGUCCUUGCGGGAAUUACUCGGAUUGUUUUUCGAUUAAUAGAAUAUUAUUACAUAUAGAAUACUUCAAGUCCUGAUCCUCUCGAUCUGUAUAUUAUGUUGAUUUAUUUUUUUAAGCUUUUAAAUUUUGAGUUUUUUUUUUUUGUUUCAAGUCUUACUAAAACUAAUUCUUUCAAACUAAUAGGUAAUUCUUAAUCGAAACCAAUUGUUGUCACAGCUUGAUGCUUAACUACAACCAUUUUAAAUACUAAUAAGGCAUAUUAAAUUAAGGCGUAUUAUAAUAUAAAUAUCUGUCAUGUUAUCAUUAAAAUACACAGUAUUGUAUAAUCUAUUUGUCACAUACAUUCCAUAUAUCAAAUGAUACACGUUGGAACCAACAUUUGUCACCAAUAACGUUUAUGUCAUAUUUACCUGACGCAUAUAUACGAUGAAUGAAUGAAACCUUUUUUAUUUUUAAUAGUAUAAUACAAUGAGAUAAAACAAUUUAUGAAUGAACUUAAUUGCCGCCACAAUUGCCAAUAUAUAGCUUUCAAUUGUUUUAUUUUAUUUUAUAUUCAUUGUAUGAUGGCAGAUAGAUUAUAUCAAAUGCAAAAUACAUAGUAAAAUAUUAGUUUAGUAACUUAAAAAAAAAUCAGCUAUUGAAAUAUAAAACACGAAGACACGCUUUUAUCUAUUUAUAAAACAAGACUGUCGUGAAUGCGUCGUGUCCUCUGAUAAUUGACUAUUGCUAUUAUUCUUAUCCGAAUCGUUAAAUGUUUUUUUUUUUUCUUAAUUGCAACACUGGGUACUGAGUCAAAGGAGAUACGACGGAUUAAUGAAGGAAUACGCAAACAUUGUAUGGAUUUAAAAAAUAAAUAAUGCGGUAUUUAUCUGAUGAUAGAUUAGUAUUGACUAUAGAUAAUAGCUAAUUUAAUAGGGUAAUAUAGGGGCUUUUUAUAUUCUAGAAUCGAGGAUGUUCUCAGAUCUAUGUAAACAUUCUUCGUUGUUGUGAUUCGUUUAAAUGAAAUUUUAAUGUCGAUGGUUCCUGAAUUUUUUUAUGUUGAAUGUUCUCUUUUUGCUUCUACUUGAAUUUAAUUAGACUUUAUUUUUCUCUUCGCAACUUUUCAAGCUUUGUAAUAUUAAUAUUUUGAAGCACAUGUACAAUAUGUCUAGAUAUAUUUGUCAGUGCUCAACCCACCAAGAGAUGGCGCUUAUGAGAUAUUAACACUCAAGAAAUAUAAGUUUGAAUAUAUCUGUUUUCAUUCAAUUUAAAGGUACGUUACGUUAAAUAUGUUUUACUUACUAUUCAUUCUGGACACUUCGAAUUACAAUUAAUAUAAUUUUAGUAACAUUUUUGUAGACACGUCAAUUUUCAUAUGUAGCCAGCUAAUGUUUAGCUUAAACAUUUUGAAAAAAUCAUUUGUUACCAAAUAAAUUCUUCAUUCAAUUUAAAAUUUAAAUAAUUUGAGAUUCAAAUUGCACUCCUUUGCACUAUGAUAUGGCUUCAGUAAAGAAAUGUAAAGUUAGAUGGAGUUUUGUAAUAUUAUAAGAAAAUAAAUCCUCAUUAAGAGCUCUACCGAGCUAUCCUAUACCUUUGAUGUAUGAUAAGUCUAAAAGUGAAACCACAUUUACAUAAUAACUCAGUUGAAGUUCCAAGUUACAUUGAUGUUGUCACUGAAACUAUACAAAGUUUUAAAAUUAAGUAUUAAUUAAUAUUUUGAACUGAUAUUAGAAUAAAAUAAAGUAAAUGUGCAUCAAUAAAAUUAAUUAUAUAUGAAAGUGAUAUAACUUUUGUACUUAUCAUAUUUCUAAGUAAAUAAUUCUUUAAAUUAAAUUUGUUUAUGCUGCUGGAUUUAAUAAAUCUACUGUGAUGGUAGUAUACAGCAAUAAACAGUUGAUGUUUCGAAAUAUUUUUUUCUUGAAAUUUCCAUUUUAUAUACAAUAUAGAACAAGUUGUAAAGCAGUUACAAUAUACUUAAUAGUGUAACUAGCGAUGAGACUUCAUAUAACUAAUGUAGUGUGCAAGUAUGGGAAUCUAAAACGAACCAGCAAGAAAUAAAGCUGUUUUGAUUUGU
Molecule: messenger RNA, 3519 nt
Organism: Nymphalis io (European peacock)
Lineage: Eukaryota; Metazoa; Arthropoda; Insecta; Lepidoptera; Nymphalidae
Gene: EloB
Product: elongin-B
Exons: 5
Coding region: 105-464 (119 amino acids)
Biological process (GO): transcription elongation by RNA polymerase II
Cellular component (GO): elongin complex; VCB complex
Molecular function (GO): protein binding
Source: RefSeq, a predicted model, not a curated record